This is a messenger RNA of Xiphophorus hellerii (green swordtail), 1301 nucleotides long. Its product is annotated as type-2 ice-structuring protein-like. Bases 212 to 1072 code for a protein of 286 amino acids. The record is from RefSeq and is a predicted model, not a curated record. The transcript is spliced from 15 exons. Lineage: Eukaryota; Metazoa; Chordata; Actinopteri; Cyprinodontiformes; Poeciliidae.
GUUCUGCUCACCGUUUGUUGUUACUGCGUACGGAUGUCGGAUCCUGUUCAGUGCCUGAGAACUCAGUAAUUAGGUUGGUAAGGCGUCAGUGAGCUGUUUUCCUUCUGCCUCAUUUCAAAUCAAGACUGAAGCUGCAGGCUGAAACUCACCAGACUGAAGACAAGAAGAAAAUCCAUUUAUCACCACUGGUUGCCUCCCAGUCAUCUCCACCAUGAAGACCCUGAGUUUGUCUUGGUUUGGAUUCACCAUGUUGACUUUGGUCCAUGCAGCCUCCAUUCCAGACACAGACUAUCCUUUUGGUCCAACAGGAGACGCUCCGUUCGCUGACUAUCCUGAUCAGCCACCAACUGAGGACGAUCUGUUCGCUAUCUAUGGUGAUCACCCACCAACUGAGGACGCUCCGUUCACUGACUCUCCUGAUCAGCCACCAACCGAGGACGCUCCGUUCGCUGACUAUCCUGAUCAGCCACCAACUGAGGACGAUCUGUUCGCUAUCUAUGGUGAUCACCCACCAACUGAGGACGCUCCGUUCACUGACUCUCCUGAUCAGCCACCAACCGAGGACGAUCUGUUCGCUAUCUAUGGUGAUCACCCACCAACUGAGGACGCUCCGUUCACUGACUCUCCUGAUCAGCCACCAACUGAGGAUAGAGACUAUCACUUGGACUUCACUUGCCCUGAUGGAUGGACGAUGCACAGCACUCAGUGCCUCCUCUUCGUUCCCCAGAAUAUGACCUGGAAAGAGGCUAAGGAAAACUGUGCAUCCAAACUUGAAGGUUCACUCGCUGCUGUGUAUAAUGACAUACAAGCUCAAGAGAUUUACAGCGAGAUGGAAAGUGUUGGACAUCAUGGCGGACAAGUGUGGGUUGGAGGCAGCAAAACAUCAGAGGAUUCUUCUUGGUCCUGGGAGGAUUCUGUUUUCCCUAGCUUUGCUAAGUUUUGCGAUGAGCAAAGUUCAAAGGAUGAGAACAACUGUCUGCAGCUCUCCUUUGGUGAUGACGACUCUGGAUGCCUGAGUGGCACCAAAUGUGACGCUGGGCUCCCGUCUGUCUGUGCGAUCCUCCUCUACUAGUUGACAUGAAUCCUCAGCAGAUACGAGUUAACAUGCCUGUUGGCCAUGAGUCAUUUCCUUAAAUGUUUCUGCUCUGUUGCUUUAAUAUCACAAAAACUGACCAAAAAUAUACAAUAUACUCAUUUUAGUCCCUAUAGGCACAGAUGCCUUCUGAUUGUAAUGCAAGAGAAAUCAACCUGUCCUUUCUAACAACUUUCCAAAUAAAAUCUUUAGCAUUGAUAAAAAAAGA